This is a messenger RNA of Leptonychotes weddellii (Weddell seal), 2810 nucleotides long. The record is from RefSeq and is a predicted model, not a curated record. Lineage: Eukaryota; Metazoa; Chordata; Mammalia; Carnivora; Phocidae.
UUUAGGGUGGGUGAACUGCAUUCCAGUGAUGAUUUUCUGUACUUGAAAGCUGUGUGACCUUUGAUCAGUUAAUAACCGUGGAUAAUUUAUGAAAUGGGGGUGAUAACCUCACAGAGUUGUUGGGAUGAUUCUGAAACAAGAGAAGCACCGAGUACAGUGCCCCCACAGACUCCUACCAUACUGCUGUUAGUGCCAUCCCCCCUCCGGGAUUGUAGGGUGCCUGAUGGCCGGAGCUGCCCCUCUCUUAACCGGGACUACCCUCUUCCCAUUUCUGAUUGCCCCUUUUUCUACUCUUGUGAUCCCCCACACGUGCCCCACAAGUCUUUCCUCAGAUUACAUAUGCUCAGAAUGUACCCUUAACACUUAGGCUAAAGCCUUUUUUCUCACAUUUCUGCCUGUGCUUCUCAUUAUUCGGUUUCUGAUACUCCAGUUUCUUCCUGUGUUUGUCAUACCAGCCAAAAGAGAAGUGAUACUGUUCCAGCCUUGCCUAAACAUGUUUGCUUCCUUGGCUCACUGCUUCUAAACAGUUCUUAGCUUGGUAUGCCUGUUCGUUUGUUCAGUGCAUGAACCUUGGAUCCUUUAGCACAGAGUCAACUACUUCCCAUACUAAGAACUACAAAGCAGAGAUCAUUAUAUAUAUAUAAAUGGUUCUCUGUGACCCCCACCAAGUAGAUACCAACAAUUUUUUUUAAUCCUAAUGCUUUCUUGUUCUUUUCCAUUUGCUCCUAGGUUUUUAGAACUUCAGCUAUAAAAAUGGGCAGAAUUUUCCUCGAUCAUAUCGGUGGUACCCGUCUGUUUUCUUGUGCAAAUUGCGAUACAAUCCUGACCAACCGCUCAGAGCUCAUCUCCACUCGGUUCACAGGCGCCACUGGCAGAGCAUUUCUUUUUAACAAGGUAGUUAACCUGCAGUACAGUGAAGUUCAAGACCGGGUCAUGCUCACUGGCCGCCACAUGGUUCGAGAUGUGAGCUGCAAGAACUGCAAUAGCAAACUGGGAUGGAUCUAUGAGUUCGCCACUGAAGACAGCCAGCGCUAUAAGGAAGGCCGUGUGAUCCUGGAACGCGCUCUAGUACGAGAGAGUGAGGGCUUCGAGGAGCACGUACCAUCUGAUAACUCUUGAAGACAAAGAGAUAACUCCAUCUUUUCCCAGGUCUCCUUCACUGAAAACAAAAAUCUACUUACAUACACUGUCACCUUAGCAUCAGGGUCGGAUUCAUGAACUGCGGAACAAGAGGUUGUGAGAAUCUAAGAUGGAACCUUUCUUUCUUUCUUUCUUUCUUUUUUUUUAAUUUUCAAUUUUCCAUCCAGCAGCAGUGUGUAGAGAGAAUAUUAUGCAGAUGCCGUUAAUUUUUUUUCCCCUAUGUUUACAUCUUGAGGCAGAAUAAUCUAUCUGCACCUACAUGAUGGGCUAUGUGAGGAAAAAAAAAUCUGGGCUGUUAGAGUGAAAAAGUGUGUUUUAUGUAAAUUUUGAAAGGAAAAUGUGUCAAGAGCAUGGUUUUUAAACUUAUUUGGGCUUCAUUUAAAAAAAUGUUUUUUAAACCCCGUUAUUUCACUUGAUUUGCUAGCUUGAGGGAAGAGACCCGACUUUGUGACCAGCGCUAAAGGUUCAGUGUUAGUGUGGCUUGUGCUGGCCGCUGUGCCAUAUUCUUGUUGGAGAUGAACCGUAGCACCAGAGCCCAUCCUUCCUUGUCAGUCUUGACCCAAAGAUGUCACCAUUCCUAGUUAUUUGUCACCACAUAAUUGGUGUUGAUUGGAAACUUUUCCUGAAAUGGGGCAGAACUGCUUGGUUGUCUUUUCCAUGUAACUUAAGCAUAGUAAUAUAAAUAAAGUAAUAGUUGGAUGUUUUUGGUCCUGUGUUGCUUUUAAAAACACCUUCUAAAAGAAGAGCGGAGUAUUUGAUAAGUAAUUUUCAUGGUAGUGUUUCUUUUCCUCUCUCGAGCUAAAUUGACUGUGUAGAAGAGAUUACUGUGCUUAAAUUAAAGCCUACUGUUUAAACCCAUAGUACUGCAUUUAGAAAAGAGUUGAACAGAAUGUCAGUGUGCGUUCAUGCAGAAAGCAUUUCAUCUGCAUCUGUUUUAAAAGAAGGGAAAAUGAAGGAGCCUAUCUAAAAAUAAUGCUUUGCAAAGCAUUUUCAGCCUAUCCUCAAUUUGGUGUUGAUUUUGAUAAGUCUGUAGAACCUAAUAGUUUCAUCAAAGGACUAGAUCUGUCAUUAGCAUUAUUUUCUCAGAUCUUCCCUCCGAAGUUCAGCUAUUGAAAUUAAAACUGUACUUGGUCCCUUCAGGGAUCAAAUUUGACUCAGGGUGUUAUUUUAGCCCCAAACGUACAACAUUAUGAAGUAUUAAAAUAUAAAUGUUUCUUUAUCCAAACUAUUUCUAGGUAUUCUAGUAUUUGUUUCUGGUGGAAUAAAUGACAUUAAAAUUGGCUAAUUAUUUAAAUGUAUGAAUGGAUGUUUGAGUGCUCAAUCUCUAGGUCUUUGUCUAUAAAGGAUGUUUGCCUCAACUAGCAAAAUCUUUCAUUGAUAUUAGAAGUGACUCUUGAGUACAGUUAAGAUUAAGUUUCUCUUCUUUGCUUCCCGGCUCUUGGUUAGAGGCAUAGGUGUCUGAUUAAGUAGGUGUAUAAUACUGCAUUUGAGAUAAGUGGACACAAAUGAUCUUUCCUUCACCAUGGAAUAAAUCUUCAAGCUUUAAGAGACAGCUUUCAUUCCCAUUCAUUUCCAUACUGGCCUUUGAUUAUAUGCAGAUCCCUGGUAGCAUGCCUUACCUGCAGCACUAUGUGCAUUCGCUGUCACAAUAAAGUAUAUUUUGUCUUGCA